GGAUGUUGGGACAGGAAGCAGUACUGUCGUUCUGUAAGAAGUUGGUGUGUUGUGUAGGGGUAACUGGUUGAAAAGGGAAUGUCUUGUUAUUUCUUUUUAAAAUCGUGAAAGGAUAAACCAUUCAGCGUUGACUGUGUUCGAGUUGUACUUUGUGACCACCAGCGCUCCGGCGGCAAACGACGUUUCUGUGGUGCCUUUCUGUAAAUGAUGGCUACCCGACAACCCAUAACAGAUUCCGACACUGCAGAUGAAGCGGUGCGAACUACCUGCGACGACGCCUCGGUGUGUAAAAGGUUUGCAACCAGUAAAGGCUAUUGGAAAGAUCCGUACAUCCAGUAUUUCGUGAGACAGACCAGUGAACGAAAGGCCCCGGAAAUCAACAGAGGCUACUAUGCUCGAGUACACGGUGUGAAUUUCCUCUUGGAUGCCUUCAUCAGGAAGACUGCAUGCAAAUGUCAAGUGAUCAACCUGGGUGCUGGUCUGGACACCACAUUCUGGAGACUGAAGGAUGAAAAUCUCUUGCCUAAAAAGUAUUUUGAAGUUGACUUCCCUAUGAUUGUUGCGAGGAAGAUCCACAACAUCAAAACCAAGCCUCCUCUGUCCAAACCAAUAGUAGAAACACAUUCUACAGAUUCACUUCUAAUUGAUGGCCACAGUCUGGACUCGGACCGGUACACCAUCAUCGGCGCUGAUCUCCGGGACCUGCCCGGACUGGAGGAGAAGCUCAAGAGAUUCCAGAUGAGCCCAGAGCUGCCCACGCUGUUCCUGUCGGAGUGUGUGCUGGUGUACCUGACCCCACAGCAGUCCUCCAGCCUGGUGCGCUGGGCAGCAGAGACUUUCCACACUGCCAUGUUCGUGAACUACGAGCAGGUACAUAUGGCCGACCGCUUCGGGCAGGUGAUGAUCGAGAACCUGCAGAGGCGGCAGUGUAACCUGGCGGGGGUGGAGGUGUGUCGGAGCCUGGAGGCACAGAAAGAGCGCUUCUUGUCAACUGGCUGGGAAACUGCAGACGCUCUGGACAUGAUGACAGUGUACAGUCUGCUUCCACAGGCCGAUGUGGGAAGAAUAGAACGCCUGGAGUUUCUGGAUGAGAAGGAACUUCUCCAGCAGUUACUGCAGCAUUACAGUAUCUGCUGGGCUACCAAAGAUAAGCUCAAACUAGGCCUCUCUGAAGUUGCAUUUUAAAUAACGAGGUUAAAGGAGGACUUUUUCUUCUCAAUAAGACUCUUGAGUGCCAUGAACCUCCCAACCAGAAUCAGCUGACACAUCGGGAUCCUAGGCCAACUUGCGCAGUUGCUUUACAGUGGGGUUUCUGCCCCAGCCGAAUAUCAGGAAUCUGAGGGUGGCAGCUAUCUUUUUGUGAAUGAAAACUGAUUGGAUGUCAUAUUGUUAGCAGCACAUAAAUAGGGAAAACUCCAGCUGUGAAAGGAAUGCAAACUCUCUUAGUCAAAGGAAAUGCCCUUGUUCAGAGCACCAUAGCCAGUCUGAACAGGUGUAGGGCCUUGAGUGUAAACACUAAUAAACGGUAAAAAUAAACCAAGGUCAUUCUGCUUUUAAUCAUUUA
Lepisosteus oculatus (spotted gar) is the source of this 1564-nucleotide messenger RNA. RefSeq names its product leucine carboxyl methyltransferase 1 (gene lcmt1). Gene Ontology annotation, molecular function: protein C-terminal leucine carboxyl O-methyltransferase activity. The record is from RefSeq and is a predicted model, not a curated record. Gene Ontology annotation, cellular component: cytosol. NCBI's taxonomy places the organism in Eukaryota, Metazoa, Chordata, Actinopteri, Semionotiformes, Lepisosteidae. Gene Ontology annotation, biological process: C-terminal protein methylation.